AUGUCUAACUUUAAUUUAGCUACUGAAUUACCAGCUUGGUCCAAAUUACAAAAACUUUACGAAUCUCAAGGUAAAGAUUUAUCUGUUAAAGAUGAAUUUCAAAAGAAUUCUGACCGUUUCAGCAAAUUCUCAAAGACUUUUGACAACUAUGACGGUUCCAAGAUCCUUUUCGAUUUCUCCAAGAAUUUAGUCAAUGAUGAAAUCUUAUCUACUUUAAUCGAAUUAGCUAAGGAAGCUAACGUCACCGGUUUAAGAGAUGCUAUGUUCGCUGGUGAACACAUCAACUCCACCGAAGACCGUGCUGUCUACCACGUCGCUUUAAGAAACAGAGCUAACAAGCCAAUGCAUGUUGACGGUGUCAAUGUCGCUCCAGAAGUCGACUCUGUCUUGCAACACAUGAAGGAAUUCUCCGAACAAGUCCGUUCUGGUGCUUGGAAGGGUUACACCGGUAAGAAGAUCACUGACGUUGUCAACAUCGGUAUCGGUGGUUCCGAUUUAGGUCCAGUCAUGGUCACUGAAGCUUUAAAGCAUUAUUCUGGUGUCUUAGACGUCCACUUCGUCUCUAACAUUGAUGGUACCCAUCUUGCUGAAGUCUUAAAGGUUGUCAACCCAGAAACUACCUUAUUCUUAAUUGCUUCCAAGACUUUCACUACCGCUGAAACCAUCACUAAUGCUAACUCCGCCAAGAAAUGGUUCUUAGAAAACACCGGUAACGAUCAAGCUAACAUUGCUAAGCAUUUCGCUGCCUUAUCUACCAACGAAACUGAAGUUGCUAAAUUCGGUAUCGACACUAAAAACAUGUUCGGUUUCGAAAACUGGGUUGGUGGUCGUUACUCCGUCUGGUCUGCUAUCGGUCUUUCCGUUGCUUUAUACGUUGGUUUCGACAACUUUGAAGCUUUCUUAAAGGGUGCUGAAGCUGUCGACAAGCACUUCGUCGAAACUCCAUUAGAAAAUAACAUCCCAUUAUUAGGUGGUUUAUUAUCUGUUUGGUACAACAACUUCUUCGGUGCUCAAACUCACCUUGUCGCUCCAUUCGACCAAUACUUACACAGAUUCCCAGCUUACUUACAACAAUUAUCCAUGGAAUCCAACGGUAAGUCUGUCACCAGAGGUAACGUUUUCGCUAACUACUCCACUGGUUCCAUCUUAUUUGGUGAACCAGCCACUAACGCUCAACACUCUUUCUUCCAAUUAGUUCACCAAGGUACUAAGUUAAUCCCAUCUGAUUUCAUCUUAGCUGCUCAAUCUCACAACCCAAUUGCUGAAAACUUACACCAAAAGAUGUUAGCUUCCAACUUCUUCGCUCAAGCUGAAGCUUUAAUGGUCGGUAAGGACGAAGCUCAAGUCAAGUCUGAAGGUGCUACCGGUGGUUUAGUCCCACACAAGAUUUUCUCCGGUAACAGACCAACUACCUCUAUUUUAGCUCAAAAGAUCACCCCAGCUACUUUAGGUGCUUUAAUUGCUUACUACGAACACGUCACUUUCACCGAAGGUGCCAUCUGGAACAUCAACUCUUUCGACCAAUGGGGUGUCGAAUUAGGUAAGGUCUUAGCUAAGGUCAUUGGUAAGGAAUUAGACGACUCUAACAAGGUUGCUACUCACGAUGCUUCCACCAACGGUUUAAUCAACCAAUUCAAGCAAUGGAUGUAA
Messenger RNA from Kazachstania africana CBS 2517, 1650 nucleotides. It is a transcript of the gene PGI1, whose product is annotated as glucose-6-phosphate isomerase. Gene Ontology annotation, biological process: glycolytic process; gluconeogenesis; glucose 6-phosphate metabolic process. The record is from RefSeq and is a predicted model, not a curated record. The transcript has a single exon. Bases 1 to 1650 code for a protein of 549 amino acids. Gene Ontology annotation, cellular component: cytosol. Gene Ontology annotation, molecular function: monosaccharide binding; glucose-6-phosphate isomerase activity; carbohydrate derivative binding. Lineage: Eukaryota; Fungi; Ascomycota; Saccharomycetes; Saccharomycetales; Saccharomycetaceae.